Molecule: messenger RNA, 544 nt
Organism: Cornus florida
Lineage: Eukaryota; Viridiplantae; Streptophyta; Magnoliopsida; Cornales; Cornaceae
Product: protein BOLA2-like
Exons: 3
Coding region: 101-382 (93 amino acids)
Biological process (GO): intracellular iron ion homeostasis
Cellular component (GO): nucleus; cytosol
Molecular function (GO): 2 iron, 2 sulfur cluster binding
Source: RefSeq, a predicted model, not a curated record
UUGAUUGGCACUCCAGACCGACCACCCAAAUUAGCACUCUCCUUGGACAGUUCUAGAGACGGAGAGAGAGAGAGAGAGAGAGAGAGAGGGGGGAGCGAGAAUGGGGGUGACGAGGGAAGAGGUUGAAUCUUCACUGACUUCGAAGCUGAAUCCUUCUCAUCUCAAAGUAGUUGAUACAUCGGGAGGGUGUGGCGCAAGCUUUGAAAUUGAGAUUGUAUCGGAACAUUUUGAAGGAAAAAGGUUGCUGGAGAGGCAUCGUUUGGUGAACACUGCAUUGACAGAGGAAAUGAAAGACAUCCAUGCGCUCUCAAUAAAGAAAGCUCUGACCCCAGAGCAGUGGAAAAAGCAGCAAGAGUCCGAGAAUUCUCAAUCGGCUGCUUGAACGUACUUCUGCUAGUUCUAUAUUCCAGAUAAAAGAUCUUAUGCGCUCUAUUAGCAUCAUAGUUUGUGUGGAAAAAUGUUUUUGACAUAAAUAUUUUGACAUUAAGAUCAUGACAUAAAUAUUUUGACAUUAAGAUCAUAAAUUAUUAUCCUUUUCUCGGUC